This is a messenger RNA of Moesziomyces antarcticus, 2595 nucleotides long. Its product is annotated as cysteine proteinase. The record is from RefSeq and is a predicted model, not a curated record. Gene Ontology annotation, biological process: spliceosomal complex assembly; mRNA processing; protein deubiquitination. Lineage: Eukaryota; Fungi; Basidiomycota; Ustilaginomycetes; Ustilaginales; Ustilaginaceae. Gene Ontology annotation, molecular function: cysteine-type deubiquitinase activity; zinc ion binding. The transcript has 3 exons. The coding region runs from base 1 to 2595 and encodes 864 amino acids.
AUGGCGCCAGCUUUGGCUAGCGGCGGCAAAGACAGGAUAUGCAGCCUGCUACCAGGGAUCAAUGGACAAGGCGAUGCACUGCGAUCUGCAGUCGACAAGGUUGGAGCAUGCGGUCUGGCAUGUGCAUCACAGGGCAGCGGCUUGCAGCGCAGCACGGCCGUGCACGCACGACAGAGCGGAGUGGGCGAGACAUGUCUACGCAGCAGCCACACAAGGUUUGGAGGAGGCGGCAAGGGUAGAUUCGUGGAUGGCAAGAGAUGCAGGAUGGGUGGCGCUGAUGGUCAGGGUCGCGUCGAGGACCCGCUACUCGACACAUCCAUUCGCCAUCUCGGUCUACUCGGCUCGGCGGCUUGCUCAAUUCGGUGUCGACCUCGAGCUGGAAAGUAUCUCAACCCUUCGCUCAAUACGGCGGCACCGCGAGCUCGAUCCGUCGUCCGCGGUAUCUUUCGGAAAAACGUUCCUCCCGAGUACCUUAGAUCGGUGAUCUUGAAAGAAGGCGAUCCAAAUCGGCGAUGGAGAGGUGGAGGCGAACGGGUCCAAAAGCUUCGGAACAUCAUCGUGACUUCGGAUGCAGUGCUCGUCUUCGCGUCACCUCAUCACAGACGAAGUUUCGACGUGCAUCGCAGGCCCGUCGAGAUGGCACCCACAUCGAUACCGCCAUCAAAAAGGCAGCGGGUGGAGCACGAGGAUCCCGCACCGCCUCUUCCGCCUCUUCCGCCUCUUCCGCCUCUUCCGCCUCUUCCGCCUCUUCCGCCUCCACCAGCUGAGGAAGACGAGGAACACUCGAAUGGACUUCCUGCGCCCCCCGGCUCACCGCCACCACCGCCGCCGCCAGAGCCAUCUCUAGAUGUGGCCGAGAACGCCGACAUCGUGCCGCCACCACCGCCAUCCCUACCUCCGCCUCCGCCUCCUCCCGCUGCCGGCGAAGAGGACGAAGACGCCGAAGACGAUCUCGACAUUCAGGAUGCCGAGUACUGGACACGUCUUGCGCAGCCGUCUUCUUCCUCUGGCCCGUCCGGCACGGCGGCAUCCUCUUCAAAAGGGCCAGCUACAACAGCAGGCGGAGUGACGCCAGCCAAGAAUAGCAAGUCGGCGCUCUACCUCGACACGAUCAACCGCGCGGUGCUCGACUUUGACUUUGAGAAGCUCUGCUCAGUGUCGCUGAGCAAUAUCAACGUGUAUGCAUGCCUGGUGUGCGGCAAGUACUUCCAAGGGCGCGGGCGCAACUCGUUUGCGUAUCUGCACAGCAUCGACACGUCGCACCACGUCUUCAUGAACCUCGCGACCUCGCAGACGUACAUUCUGCCGGACAACUAUGCGGUGCCGGAGGAGAGCCAGGCUGCGCUGCAGGACAUCAACUACCUGCUCAACCCGACGUUCGACACAAAGACGCUUGCGACGCUGGAUGAAAAGGAGGCGUACGACCUGAGCGGCACGGCGUACUCGCCCGGCUUUGUGGGUCUCAACAAUGUGGGCAAGAACGACUACGUGAAUGUGGUGGUGCAGGCGCUCGUGCAUGUGCGUCCGCUCCGAGACUUCUUCCUCCAGCAGCACGAGGCGCAGGCAGGCACGAGCGAGCUCGUGGCAAGGUUCGGGGCGCUCGUGCGCAAGAUCUGGAAUCCGCGCGCGUUCAAGCCGCAGGUGUCGCCGCACGAGUUCCUGCAGCAGGUGGCCCAGGUCUCGCACAACCGCUUCAAGAUCACCGAGCAGGCGGACCCGGUGGAGUUUCUCGGAUGGCUGCUCAACCGACUCCAUGCCGACCUCGCCUCGCCAGGUGGCAAGGGCGCGAAGCGCAAGCGCACGGCGGUGGGUGUCGAGACGAUCAUCAGCCGGUGCUUCCAGGGUGUGGUGCAGGUCGAAUCGCAGCCGCUGGAGAAGGUGGAAAAGCACGAAGAUAACGCUGCUGUGGCUGCGCAGGCGGCAAGUCUCGCCAAUGGGGCUGGUCCCACGGGAGGACAGGUGGACAGUAAUGGACGUGCAUGCUUUGAUCCUGCUGGCAAGGUCGAGCGCAAGGACUCGCCGUUCUUUCUGCUGUCCAUGGAUCUUCCUACGCCUCCACCAGUGCUGGGCACGGACGGGGACGACGAGAGCGCAUCGCUCGUGCCGCAGGUCACGAUUGGACAGCUGCUGGCCAAGUACGACGGUACGAGUCUGCACGCCUCGCACGCACGGCUUUCCAAGUACCAGCUGCGUCGCUUGCCGCCCUUCCUCGUGCUCCACUUCCGACGCUUCACCAAGAACAGCCUUGGCCAGACAGAGCGCAAUCCGACGCUGGUCAAUUUCCCUACCACCAACCUCGACGUGUCGCGCUAUGCUCCGCUGCUCCCUGCGGCCGACGCGAUGGAUACAGACUCCCCCGUCGCCCAUGCAUACGACCUCGUGGCCAAUGUCGUCUACGACGCAACCCCAGGCACCGUCAACGAAAACGCCGCAUGGAAAUCCCACGUCCACACAUCCCCCGCCAACCGCAAGCAAAAUGCACCAAAGUGGUUCGCGAUUCACGACCUCAUCGUCGACCCUAUCGAUCCGCACAUGAUCUUCCUCGCCGAAUCCCACCUGCAAAUCUGGCAGAAGCGCUCAUCGAACCCGCCUUAG